Jaculus jaculus (lesser Egyptian jerboa) is the source of this 412-nucleotide messenger RNA. RefSeq names its product fatty acid binding protein 2 (gene Fabp2). Gene Ontology annotation, biological process: fatty acid transport. The record is from RefSeq and is a predicted model, not a curated record. Gene Ontology annotation, molecular function: fatty acid binding. The coding region runs from base 14 to 412 and encodes 132 amino acids. Lineage: Eukaryota; Metazoa; Chordata; Mammalia; Rodentia; Dipodidae. Gene Ontology annotation, cellular component: nucleus; cytosol. The transcript has 4 exons.
CUCACCUGAGAUCAUGGCAUUUGACGGUACCUGGAAAGUAGACCGCAGUGAGAACUAUGACAAAUUCAUGGAAAAAAUGGGUAUUAACAUGGUAAAAAGGAAGCUUGCAGCCCAUGAUAAUUUGAAACUGAUAAUCACACAGGAAGGAAAUAAAUUCACAGUCAAAGAAUCAAGCACUUUUCGAAGCAUUGAAAUUGUUUUUGAACUUGGUGUUGCCUUCACAUACAGUUUAGCAGAUGGAACUGAAGUCAAUGGUGCCUGGACCCUUGAGGGAAAUAAACUUAUUGGAAUAUUCAAACGCUUAGACAAUGGAAAUGAGCUCAAUACAACCCGAGAAAUUUCAGGCAGUGAACUAGUCCAGACUUACGUUUAUGAAGGAGUAGAAGCCAAGAGGAUCUUUAAAAAAGAAUAA